Phymastichus coffea is the source of this 1667-nucleotide messenger RNA. RefSeq names its product glucose-fructose oxidoreductase domain-containing protein 1. Lineage: Eukaryota; Metazoa; Arthropoda; Insecta; Hymenoptera; Eulophidae. The coding region runs from base 5 to 1159 and encodes 384 amino acids. The record is from RefSeq and is a predicted model, not a curated record. Gene Ontology annotation, molecular function: nucleotide binding. The transcript has 2 exons.
CAAAAUGUUACCUGGAAUUGGAGUUUUUGGAACUGGAAGUGUAGUAAGAGUAUUUAUCCCUUUCUUAAGGGAUAAAGGUUUCAAAAUUGAAGCAAUUUGGGGUCGAACAAUAGCAGAAGUCUCAGAAAUUGCAGCAGAUCUUAAAAUACCUUUUCAUACAAGUCGCAUAGAUGAUGUAUUAUUAAGAAGGGAUGUAGACCUCAUAUUUAUCAUGUGCUGUCCUAGUUUACAUGCACAGAUUGCUGUCAAAGCUCUAGGAAUAGGAAAACAUGUUGUGUGCGAUAAACCUGCUGGUUUGAGCCAGAGUGAAGCUUUGAAAAUGGUUAAAGCAGCUCAGUAUUAUCCUUCAUUGAUUAGUAUUGUGAACCAUAGUCUGCGCUUUUUACCAGCUUUUAUUAGUAUGAAAAGAGAAAUAGAAGAUAAUUAUCUUGGUGGACCAAUUUCUAUUAUUGAUGUAAGAGUACAAAUGGGAAGUCUGCUGCAAGAGAAAUAUGAUUGGCUGUGUGAUGACACCAUGGGUGGAGGAAUUUUAGCUCUUGUAGGUAGCCAUGUAAUAGAUUUGAUAUCUUAUUUAACAAGUCAGAGAGCUGUAAGAGUUCAUGCAGUUGUAAGGACAUUCAUUGAAACAACAAAACACAUUAGUGGCAUCAGACAUAUAACAUCACCAGAUUUUUGUUGUUUCCAAAUGGAACUUAGUGGAGGAACACUUGUGACGGCAACGCUUAGCAACCAUCUACAAGGUCAACUAUCUCAAGAAGUUUUAAUAUGCGGACCUAAUGGUCACUUGGUUGUCAGAAGCGGUGAUUUACAUGGCUGCAGAGAACAGCAAGAAGAGGCUUUGCACUUAGAUGCUGAAGCUGUACAAGCAUCAUUGCUAGUCCCAGACUUUCUUCCAAAGCCUUAUAUCAGAGGUCUCCAAAAAAUGAUUGGUGCAUUGAGAGAAGCAUUCCAACCUGUAGAAGACAAACGGGGCUGGAUCAAAGAACCUGUUUCAAAGGCUGCAACUUUUGAGGAUGGCUUAUAUGUUCAAGCUGUUAUUGAUGCUCUGAAAAAGAGUAACAAACGCAGAGAGUGGUCUAAAGUUACUAUUAUGACAGAAGAACCAGAUCCGAAUCCUCUGCUUAGUGCAGCUGUCAGAGCAACUGCUAUAUCAAUUUAAAUAAACAUCAUUGCAUUUUUAUCAUCGUCCGUAAAUUAUCUCGCCAAUGUUGAUAUUUUCAUAAAAUUUAUCAUUUGGAUUAUUAGUGGUAAUAAGAUUAAGUAAAAGUGUUUCCUAAAGAAGCCUUAAAAAUGUAUUCAAUACAUAACAAACUAAUUUAAUAAGUAUUUUGUACAUGAACUAAAUCAUUGUUAAAAUCUUUCCAUCAUACAUAGACAUUAAGAUUAAUUUAUAGAAUGUAACUGUUCACUUACAUGUGCACUUUUCGUAUCACUUUGAUCAAAUUGCUAUAACUCAGCAAGUUUAAAAUAGAAAGCAUGCAUGUAUAUUUAUUUGAGAGUAUAGUCUGUUUGAAACAGAUAAUGUUAAGACUUCAAAUGAUUUCUAUGUAACUGACAAAUAAAUCUAUUAGUGCAAAAUAAUGCUUUUUUAAAGUUUUUCAAUUAUAUUUAUUUAAUUACUACUUUGUUGCUUGAAUGGUUAUUUACAAUUUAAACUCAUGCUUAAA